This is a messenger RNA of Lecanosticta acicola, 1287 nucleotides long. Lineage: Eukaryota; Fungi; Ascomycota; Dothideomycetes; Mycosphaerellales; Mycosphaerellaceae. The record is from the annotation of a GenBank genome assembly.
AUGAACGCCUUCUUCGACAAUCGCGCGCGAGCUGCCGCUGCAGCAGCCAAGGCGAGCUCUUCCAAGGACACAGCACCGGCACAAGACAAUCGCCUGCAGCCGUGGGUGGAGAAAUAGUAUGUAUUGAGAAGAGAAACAUACCACCGCUUCUCCUUGCUAAAGAGACACAGCCGUCCCAAGUCCCUCGACGACGUCGCCGCGCAAGAUCACACUGUCACCGUACUCCGACGAACGCUCCAGUCUGCCAAUCUUCCGCAUAUGCUGUUUUAUGGUCCACCAGGUACCGGCAAGACAAGCACCGUCCUCGCCCUUGCGAAACAGCUCUACGGCCCAGAGCUGAUCAAAUCACGUGUUCUCGAGCUCAAUGCAUCAGACGAGAGAGGGAUCAGUAUAGUGCGAGAGAAGGUCAAAAACUUCGCGCGAAUGCAGCUGUCGAAUCCACCUUCCGGCCCAGCAGGAGAGGAAUACAAGAAGAGAUACCCAUGUCCGCCGUACAAGAUCAUCGUGUUGGAUGAGGCGGACAGCAUGACCCAAGACGCGCAAUCGGCUCUACGAAGAACGAUGGAGACGUAUAGCAAAAUCACCCGCUUCUGUCUUGUCUGCAACUACGUCACCCGGAUCAUCGACCCUCUGGCUUCCAGAUGCAGCAAGUUCCGCUUCAAGUCCUUGGACGAGAGCAACGCUGGAAAGCGAAUCGAGGAUAUUGCGCGACUCGAGAAUGUGAAGCUGGAGUCUGGCGUGGUAGACACGCUCCUCCGAUGCAGCGAGGGAGACUUGCGGAAAGCCAUUACCUUUCUACAGUCCGCUGCGAGACUCGUGGGUGCAGUGCAGGUCGCGACGGACAAACCUGAUAAGAAGCGAAAGCGCAAGACGGUUGCCGAAGACGAUGAAGAUGACGAUGCCAUGGACGUCGAUUCUACAUCCCCCGCAGAUUCGAAGCCUGUCACUGUCAAAUCAAUCGAAGAGAUUGCUGGAGUUAUCCCCGACAACACCAUGGACCAGCUCCUAAAUGCCAUGACCCCCAAAUCCAAGUCUGGCGCGCCGUAUGGUCCGAUCGCACAAGCGGUAGAGGAUCUGGUUGCCGAAGGUUGGUCUGCUUCGCAAAUCGUGACGCAGCUGUAUGAUAAGAUCGUACUGGAGAAUGAGACCAUCGGCGACGGGGCAAAGAACAGUAUAAUGCUUUGCUUCUCGGAGACUGAUAAGCGGCUGGUGGAUGGUAGCGACGAACACCUCACGAUUCUGAAUCUUUGUUUGCAAAUCGCUGGUAUCAUUGGCGGUGAUAGGUGA